UUUAUCUAACAGGAAUAAGGAAAAACUUGCCGCCUUUAUCUACUUCAUAUCUAACACAGAUGACUUUAAAUCAAAUUCAAAAUGCAGUUUCAGUUGUUAGUGUUUAUAUUGCCAAUACUUGGAACCUCCAGAGCAUUUUAUUGCUACCAGUGUUCAUACGAUAAACUACAAGAUGUAGACAAAGAGUGGAAUGAUAUCCGAUGUAUGACCUCGCCUGAACAACUUGGAAUACAAUAUGUGUACCCGUGCAAUGAUACUCAUGGUUAUUGUACUUUCAAAGAAACAUACAAUUUAGAAAAAAAAGAGGUGACGUCGUUUUAUCGACAAUGUAGUAUCACGAACCGAGGUAACGGGUGUACGGAAGAUGCGACCAAGCUAGCGUGUGUUGGGUCGUGCAGAGGAGAAUUUUGCACAAAACAUGAAACUGGUCGACGUUACGAAAUCUAUAUUGGAAGCACUUCAACUUCAACUGUAUUCUCUUCAACGCCACGAAGGACUUCUUCCCCUAUAAACACAUUUGAUUGCUACCAGUGUUCAUACAAUAAACUAUACGAUGUAGACAAAGAGCGGAAUGAUAUCCGAUGUAUGACCUCGCCUGAACAACUUGGAAAGAGAUAUAUAUACCCGUGCAAUGAUACUCAUGGUUAUUGUACUUUCUCUGAAACAUACAAUUUAGCGAGAAAAGAGGUGACUUCGUUUUAUCGACAAUGUAGUAUCACGUACCGUGGUGACGGGUGUACGGAAGAUGCGACGAACCUAGUGUGUAUUGGGUCAUGCAGAAAAGAUUUUUGUACGAAAAAUGAAACUGGUCGUCGUUACGAAAUCUAUUUUGAAAGCACUUCAACGUCAACUGUAUACUCUUCAACGCAACGGAGGACUUCUUCCCCUAUAAACAGUAAUAACUCGACCGUCUGCGGACAUGGCCAAACAUCCGGUUUUAAGAAGAUUCCAGUUUUAGGGGGAUUUAUACUGAGUCAUUUAUUAAUUAUAACGAUUUUUUUGUACAUGGACUUUGUAUACUAGUAAAUCAUUUUGUAUUUAAUGUUUUAAUCAUCGCUUCGUCAUAGCUUUUUCCUCUUUUGCAAAGUCAUAUAUUAAAUGCAGACAGUUAGAAAUCAAAACAGCACCGUAUCCAAUUUUGAAGGUUUGACUAUUCAAAAUAUCUUACAUAUUUUAUUCUUACUUGAACUAUUACAUUGUCUAUUACUUAAGUUAUUUACUAAAACGAAAAUAGAUCAUUUUUUCUCUUGUCCAUGAAACAUAAUGAAUACUAUGUAUACUGAAUAACUGUAUAACAUGAAAACUGAAGUUGAAAAGUGAUGUGGAAAUUAGGCAAUACAGAAGUAUUUCAAAAUUUCACAAGAGUGAUCAGUACCAAAACAUAAAUGUUUUGGUACUGAUCACUCUUGUGAAAUUUUAUCGACACUCCGCCAGAUGUUGGACCUGUGAAAGCCAAAAAUGGUGUAGGUUUUUUUUAGAUUUUUACUAUUUCAUAUUAAAUGUUGAAUUCGCUCGGGUCAAUGCCACGACAGUAUAGAACUUUCAGCUGAAUGAAAAGUAACUGUUUGAGAAAAACUGCUAAAUACUGGCUUAACUAUAUCAUACCCUUAAUGCUGCCCCAAAAUCCAAAUUUCUGUAACUAAAUUCUAUUUCUGACAUAAAAUUAGGUUCGAAUCCCGACUUUGUCUAGCAUUUACAGCCAUGUUUAAGAUUUAAUCUUACGUUAACAUACAUUCCCGAAUGUUGGAAUCAAUGACACAGUAGCUGGCAUGUAGCUGUCAUAAAUAGACUUUUGCAUCUGUGCAUAAUGUAGAAAUGCAUACAGAGUUCACAGUGGUCAGUUUUGCAUAAAUUGAUUCGAUGGGAUCCAUGGGAUAUAAUGGUUCAAACACUGAAAGUUCAUUGGUAUGUAAGAGGACUACAGUGGAAAUAAGUGUACUAGCGACUCCUUUUGUGUUAUCCUUAACAUAUAAUGUUGAUUGGCAUUGCUUUGUUUUUUAUUCAUACAUGUUUGCCAAUAGUUGUGUGUAUGCUCUAAAAUAUACCAUUACCAUCUAGAUGUCCAUUUUAUGUUGAAAUAAAUUAAAUAUAAUCUAAAGUAA
Molecule: messenger RNA, 2102 nt
Organism: Ruditapes philippinarum (Manila clam)
Lineage: Eukaryota; Metazoa; Mollusca; Bivalvia; Venerida; Veneridae
Exons: 5
Coding region: 82-1023 (313 amino acids)
Source: RefSeq, a predicted model, not a curated record